Molecule: messenger RNA, 11359 nt
Organism: Drosophila arizonae
Lineage: Eukaryota; Metazoa; Arthropoda; Insecta; Diptera; Drosophilidae
Molecular function (GO): protein binding
Source: RefSeq, a predicted model, not a curated record
CGAUUUCGUGCAUUUGAAUUUAACAGCAGUUUUAAUUAGGUUGGCAUGUCCGCACCGCGCGUCCCUUGCAAAAAGAAUUCCUGUACAGAAAACCGGGCUGUUUGUGCGUAUGAAAAAUACAUAAUAGAGUGCGUAAAAACGUUUAUUGAAGAGAAAAAGUGUUCUAUUAUUGUUGUGCGUACAUGUAUGCCAGUGUUUGUGGUAUUUCUAUGUGCGCUACAAAAGUCUAGCUUCAGUUGUCGCUUGCGGCUUCCUUUUUUCUCUCUGUCUUUUACUUCUGCACCAAGCGAAAGUUGCAGCCGCCGACGACGAGACUCACACCGCCGCCCACAAACGUAGAGGUUUUUUUUUUAGCAGCUGCAUUUGCAAUUAAUUGAAUGCUAAAUGUAUAAUGUCGCUGGAUGGCGCGCAAUUGAAUCAUGUGAAUGCUGAUGGCAUUUCAGUGGCAUACCCAGCCAAAGGACGCAAGUUCAAUGUAGGCUCUUUUCUGGGCUCCGAUUUGAUGCUGCCCGAUGCCGAGCGCGUUCACUGCGAGAUACAAUGCGACGCCUUUGGCAGGGUAACCAUCUACAAUUAUUCAGUCAACGAGCCCAUCCUGUUGAAUGAUCAGGUUGUGCCGGCGACCGCCAAGCGUCCAUUGAUGCACGGCGCACGCCUUAAAAUACUGAAUGAAUUGUAUACAUGGCAUUUUCCCAAAGUGGAAGACGCGCCCAACACACCGGACCGCACGCCACCCGAACAAGCGGCCAACUCAUCGCCAAGCUUGAAAACUCAUCGAGCACGUCGUCAAUUUGAGAAUCGCUUCACCGUGCACAACUUUCGAUAUUCCAUCAAUUCAGACGAUGAGGGUAAUACAUCGAUUGAAACGCCCCCAUUGGAGACCAGCACGAGCAGCAAUGCAGAAACAGAUCCGACAGCUGAAGCAGAAGUGGAACGCUGUGUUACGCCAUCCGUCCAAGAAGUGGACGAGUCACUGCCCAAAGUCGAUUUAGUGAAGGCAACUCAGAACAAGGAGAACACCAGGACGCCUUGUAACAAGCUGAUUCUAGAGUUGUGCGACCGCUCCGAUGUUGUCAUCACAUCGUUUUCUCCACGUGAAACGGGCGUAAAAAUUGAGAAAUCCUUUACGCGCGUCAUCAAGCCCAGCACAGGACUCGGAGUUGGAUUGCUCUCAGCGGCAAAUACGCCGAAGAGCGUUUACAGUACGCCGAAGAGUGUGCUGUCCGAACAGAACGAUGACAGCUGCAGCCGCGACCUAAUGGACUUCAGUACGCCAUCCACGUCGAAAAAGGCGCUGUCUGGCAAACGACAAUCUUCCAUGUAUUUAAUUGACCUAACAACGCCGCAACGAUUGCGGCCCACAUUGUCGGCGACGCCCAAGCAGACGCCCGCCAGUGCUGGCGUCAUCAGUGUGGCCUCCACUGAUGAGUCCUCUGACUCGCCGAUGGUCAUAGACAUCACCAAUUUGUCCACGCCGUCAACCUCGUCGGCAACUAUAUCCAAGCAGGACCAACAGUCACGUCUGACUGCCAAAACGCCCAAGGAGCAGAAGCUGGUUGCCAGCUCCACGCCCAGGCGCACGCCACAGUCGCUUAUGAAACGUGCACUGCUCACCAGUGCCAAGAAGCAAUUGCCUGAAGCAAGUAAGAGCAAGCACACGACGCCCGCUCGUCAAUCGCUACUCGAUGCACGUCGUCAGUGCUUGACGGCGCCUCGACGCCUGCCCUUCCAUCCGCAACCGCAAUGGCGCACACCGGGUCGUCGCCAAAUGGCCAACACUCCAGUCAAGGCUCCCUUGACAACGCCGCGGAAACGUCAAUCGUCCGUCUGUCUGAGCAGUCCGCGCGACAACAAAAUCUCGCAGCUGCGCAAAUCACUAGCCGCCGCCGCCAAGGUGAGUCCAAGCGUCGGCAUGAGCAACAAGCUGGUGGCUAAGGCCCGUCGUGCUCUCAACUCGCCCAAGCAGAAUUCCCCGCAACGCAUCGAAUCGCCCAAAGUGGAUACACCACGUGAAGAGUCCAACGAGCCAGAUCUUGGGCAGAAUCUGUCUUCUGAGUUGAGCCGCACAUUCACCUUAGAUGACGACAAUGGCAACGUAUCCUCAGCAGCAGCUCUAGAAGCAAUGGCUUCCUUAAUAAAUGAUGAUGAAAUGCCUGCCCUGGCACGCAGCAAACAGUUAAAUUCAUCCCUGAAUGAAGUGAAGCCCAACGACACGACUCAAAAAGAACUGGAUGAGAGCAACAAUAUAUUUUCGCCCAAUGACGAUGCUAAAGAGGAUGAGAUUGAUUCAACCCAAGAAGGCAACCAAAAUCGAACCUUUGAUGCGAAUGUGUCUCAGGAGCUGAAGAAUGAGAGCAUUGAAUCCCCGAAAGCAUCGCCUACAAAUGAGAGUUUAAAGAAUCGUGAAGAUGCAGAAAUUGUUAAGAGUGUUGUACUGCAGGAAACAGCUUCCGAAUUCUCAAAGGACUCAGCUGCAGUUGAUAUCAUUGAGGAUAACAUCUGCGAGGAAGUGACGCCAACAACCACAUAUCAAGAAGGAGAAGCCGUUGAUAACUUGGCCGAGGACUCCAUAUGCGAGGAGGUAUGCAUUAGCCCGCAGGAUGACUCAAAAGCUGAAGUUCCUGAAGCCUCUCCAGAGGACGAUGUGAAUGAAUUAGCGCAGUCCAGCCAAACUCCAUUAACAAAGCGCGUCACACGACGCUCUUCAAUGGAAUCUAAGCCAGUCGCAGUGACGCCCAGACGCAGUGUGCGCCGAGCAUCCAUUGAGGCAAGUAAUAAACUGGAUGAGCAGUUAGCCAGGCCAAAGCGUCGUGCAUCAUGCUCCUCGACCUUGGAACACGAAGCCGCUGCACUGGCCACGACCACGCCCAAACGCAAGCGACGCCUUACUGAAGAGUUGUCGACGCCAACACGCAAAUCGGUACGCCGGAUAAGCAACACACCAAAGGCAGUAGCGCAAGUAGACGAGUCUGUGGGCGAUAUGGGCGUUAUAGUGGAGGAGGAGGAUGCCGUGCAGCUAGAAGACAACAAAUUGCCAGCAGAUGAGGACUAUGGCAACGAGCUGCCAUCUGAUGCGAUUGAUGAACCGGACAGAAUUGACUACCAUGGUAUGCGAGAGCUGCUGAAGACACCCAAAAGCUGCAGUACUCCGCGUUUCAAGGGAUUGCGUGAGAUGAUGCAGACUCCCAAGGCACCAGCUUCACCCGUGCUAGACCACAUUGAGGAGCUGUUGGAAGGGGAUUCAAAUGAUGCAAGCGCUACGCCUAAGCGUCAAGUGACCGUAGGCCGCGUGAGCCUGGAGCUAACCCGACCUGAAACGCAGGACUUGUACUUCAAGACGCCGAGUGGUAAGGAUCUAAUGAUACCAAAUGAUCCGGCUAGUGCAGUGCUCAAAUCACGCGAAGAUUCAUUGGCAGCCACUACAGAAUACGAUUUAAAUGCAACAAAUGCAACGGUCCACUUGGACAAGAUCUUUGAUGAUAUGCUCACUGCGGAGACAACAAAUCCAAUCGAGGGCUCCGAGGUCGAGAUAAAUGUGACUACUGUAAGCACUGUCAGCGACACUGUAGCUGAUCCUUUGGCUUCUUCUUUGGGGCCAAGUGACACUGUCAACUCUGAGGCGCUAAUGACAAUUGGCGAUAUGGAUGAGAGUCAUCGAGACCCUCUAACAAGCACUGCAUUUAAACCUGGUGCUCAAGCUGAUGCUAAUGAGCGUCAUUUGGAUACAGGAAAAUCAUCAAGCAUUUGCGAAAUGAGUGGUAUACAGCUGCUCGAUCAGACAUCAGAUUCUAUGUUCUCAGAGCCCCUGAUUGUCACCGGCGUGGACUCAGCUGACGUCACAUUGGAGGAAACAAAAGCAACAGGGACUGUUAAAGCAUGUACACCAAGAAAGAGCAUUCUGGAGGAUUGCUCUGAUACAGAUUCGAUGAUAGGCUUGGCUGAGCCUCUAGUAGUGAGCGACGAUGAAGACGACAUAGAAGAUGAUCCAAAGAAGCCAAAUGUAAACGCAUCUGUUGCUCAGAUAGAAAAUUCUCAGGAUGAACAUAAAACUUCUAAUAGAGAUAGAGCUGAGAGCUCAUCUGUCCAAGUGCAAGACCCGAGCGCAAACACAUCAAUUGCUUUGGAUAAUUCACAGAAAAACGAACAGGAACCUGAACCCUCAAUUAUCGAAGAAUUGUCAAUACAACUUGAAGUAUCCAGUCAAACUAUAUCUCGGAUUGAUUUAGAGGCAACUAACGUCGAUGCAACGUUGGAUAUAUCUAUUGAUAAUAGAAAAUCUACGAUUUAUGCCCUUAAUACUAGCGAAGCUCAAAAGAGUGAGAAGCUGACGACUGGUACAGAAUCUUUCAUGAACGAUUUGAAUGAAGGGCAAGAGGAAUCAACAACUGGGGAAUCUGUGAGCCAUGAAAUAAGUGAAAUUCCCGAAGAAGAUGAAGUUUCCAUGAUUGAGCUAGAGUCCUCAAAUGUAGCUGCAAGUAAUACAACAAUUAAAGACAAUGGAAAUGAAGUGGAAGUUGUCGCUUCUCCUGUAAAAGAAUUGCCAAUCUUGACAAACGAAAAUAAAGAAGCUCUCAACUGUGAGAUGUCCAGCGAAAAUAAGAUUGAAAAGGACCAAACUCUUGAAAUAAUAUCAAACACAGAUAUAAAAUGUGUGAGGAAUGAUAUUACGAAUAAAGCUGAAAUAUCAAAUAAGGAACAAAUAGAACAACUGCAAAUCCCAGAUGCGAAUGUAAACGUUCUGGAAGCUACAACUUCCCCUCUGGAUAUUAUAGACUCGAACGAGACCAAUUUAAAUACUUCAGAUAAGGAAAAUCUUAAAGUGGAACUGAAGGAACUGACAACAAAGUGUGAAGAUGAAAAAGAAAUUAACAAAACUAAAACACCGGAAGACGUGAAAAAUCGGGAUACUCAUUUGGAUGAAUCAGUAAUUGAAAUCGAUGUCUCUGUGCUUGCAGAAAAUGAUGAAGCAGAGAAACAAGUUCCAGAAGUCACUGAAAAGACUCAUACUGUAAAAGAAAGAGAAACAACUGCAACAAUAGGAGACCCAGUUGAAACUCAGAAUUCCGAUGCAGACGAAUCUAUUGUAGAACUUGAUGCCUCUCUGCGAGCAGAGAUUGACGUAGAUCAGCAAUUAGAGGAGCAAUUUCCAGAAAUUAUAAAACCGUCGUCCAUUAAAAAUGAAAUUAAGGAAACUGCAAGAGUUGAAAGCCUGGACUCCAAUGUAGACGAAUCGAUAAUUGAACUUGAUGCAUCUGUGCUAGCAGAAAAUGAUGUAGAUCAACAAUUAGAGGAGCAACUUCCGGAAAUCGUAAAAACGAUGGCUACUGAACGCGAGAUUGAAGCACUAGCAGAAGACAUAGCUAGUGCUCAGGAUAUUGUUCUGGAAGAUUCUAUUAUUGAACUUGAUACGUCUAUGCUCGCAACCGAUAAUGAUGUAAAAGAACUUCCUAUCGAAACGAGUACAACAUCACCUAUUCUUAAGCCAAAAGCAACUGAAGUAGUAGUUGAAACGACAUCAAAAGCUGAAACAAUAUCAACGGAAAUCGCUGAAGAGGAUGAACCGGCGAUGAGUAACUCCGAGUCUUCCGAAUCUAACAAAAAUGAAUCUCUACUGAUUCAAGGAGCUUUUAGCGAAACUGAGUGGGCUCAAAAACCAUCACUAGACCAAGAUUUAUGCGUUUCGGAAAAUAACACAGAAGAGACUGCCUGUCAAGAUAUUCUUGAAGAUAAUGCCACAAAUCAGAAUGAAUCGCUCCUUCAGCAGGAUGAUAAAAAUCAAAAUGAAUUAUAUAUUUCAUCUGAUGAUAUCUUGCCUAGAUCUUCAGGAGAAUCCUUAGCGGACACAAGUGCAUCUCCUGAUGCCAAUGUAAAUAAGUCACUUAUUGAAAUCGACGCAUCAAAUGCAACAACAAAAGGGGAAGACAAAAAGGAAAAGUCACAUGCCAAAGCCCAGCCCGCCGUAACAUCAGAAUUGUCAGAGGACACGAUAUCAUCAACUCGUGCAUCGGUCGGCGAAAACGAUAAGAUAGUACCGCAUCCGAUUGAAAAUACUAUUGUGCUAACAUCUCAACGUGAAAAUGACGAGAAGUUGAAUGCUUCUCUUGUACCUGAUGUUGACAAAGCUUUAGAAGAACAGCCGAUGGAAAAUGCGACUAAUAAGCCUGUUGAUGUACCAAAUAAGGAAACAGCUAUCAAAGAUUCGCCAGCCACAACCCAAGAAAAAGAAGACACUAUUGAUACCACAGAAGAUGAAAAUGCAACUCAUUUGAAAAAUGAUGAGGAAAUAACAGCUAUCGCAGAUUCCUCUGCUUCGACUCAAGACAUAGUAGAAACCCUGGACACGACGAAAGAUGAAAAUGCAACAAACGUUAAAUCAGAUGAUGUGCCGAGAAAGGAAACGCCAGCUAUCGCAGAUUCUACGGCCCCAACCCAAAACGAACAGGAAACUAUGCAUACGACAAUAGAUGAAAUUGCGACUAAUGGUAAAUCAAAUGAUGUGCCGAAUGAGGAAACAACAGAUAUCGAUGAUUCCACAGACAUGACCUUAGACAAAGAAGAAACCUUAAAUUCGACGAAAGAUAAAGACACGACUAAUUCAAACUCAGAUGAUUUGCCGAAAGAGGAAAUUCCAGCUAUUAAAGAUUCUUCAGCUUCAACCUUAGACAAAAAAGAAGCUCCUGAUACGCUUUUGGAUGAUUCAAUAGCAAAUCAGUCAGUUCGUCAAAGCCUAGAUGGCGUUUCAAAGGACAUAUCAUUUCAAAAUAAAGAUGAGAAUUCAGUUGCAUUAGAUACUCCAUUAACAACUGAAGAAAACGAAAAAGUGGACGCGAAAUCAAGUCCUAACGCAGAAUCGGCUGAAGCGCUAUUGACACACAAUGAUGUAAUGAUGGAUCUUGUAGAAAAAGAAGAAUACGAGGAUGAAAAGUCGCCAAGACCUAUUCCAGAGACCGUACUACAAACUGACGAGGCAAAUGUCAAUAUUGAACCUACAGCACGUGAAUCUUCAGCUAAGAAAAUCCAAAUUGAAGUUGAAGCUACAAGCACUAAAAAGUCGGCUAUGGGAGACGAAGACGAUAAAGUUUCAUUCACAAAAGAUACGGCCGAAGAACCUAAAAAACAACUUGAUGAAAUUAUUGAUUUGGAUGCCAACUGCUUGGCUGAAAAUGAUAUUGAACUUGUAGCAAAUAAAGAUGAAAGUGUAGUAAUGGAUAUUCAGCAAAAUGAAGAUGUAAGCGCCAAUAAACUAGAUGUUCAGGAUGCGUCUCAAACUGAUAAAAUGGAAGAUCAUCAAGGAAAUGAAAAAACACAAGUUGAGCAUUUGAAAACUAAGAAAACUAUUGAAACUGGAAAAGAACAGGCGAAUUCUAGUUCAUCCCAGGAUGAAAAUCAUGAAGUUGAAGUCGAGAAUAAACCUGUAAAAAUACCUACAGACGCUGCUCCAACUGAGAUAGAGGGAGUAAUUGAUUUGGAUGAUUCUACAAUCGACUCGAACUCUAUAACUGAUCCCAGCUCUUCUGAAAUUCAAUCUACCGAAGAAGCAGCUGUGAUUGAACUAGACGAUUCAACUGCAGAAUCUAGCUCUAUCGCCGAACCCAAAUGUUCCAUUGGAGAUGAUGGGGUAAUUGAACUAAACGAUUCCUCAACUGAUUCCAAUUCGAUGGCAGACCAACAAAGUGCAUACAAAAAAGCGGGAAUACGAACGCUUAAUCAACCACUAGAACAAGUAUCAGUUGAAAUCUCUGAAGAAAGCACUUCGACUUCUACCAUGGGAAAAGUAAAUGUUACGCCCACACACGAAACUAUCGAUCAGAAUACAACUGAUAAACAGAUAGGGCACAAUGUCGAACAGCAAUCAGUUUCUGAAUUGAAGCAAGCGGAAAUAGUGGCUGCUAAGGUACAGCCAGCGGAUAUAGGGGAUGUAGAAAAUUCAGAGAGUAAAAUAGAGGAGGAGCUCGCGAAGAAUCAACCUCAAAGUGAAUCUUCUGAGUUAGGAAACCCAACGCCCGAUUUGAAUGAAAAUCAGACCAAACAAAGCGAUCGUUUGUCCAAAGAUUUGUUUGCUGAUAUUAUGGAGAAUGACCAUGUUGAAGCUGCUGUUGUUAAUCAAGCAACGAUUACGGCAGAAUUAUUAAAUAUUAAGCCCCUGCAGACUGAAGGCUUGGAAAAACAUAUGAGAAAUACUUCGGAAGGUGUGGAAAAUGAAAUGCAACUGGACAAAGUGAUCGGAGUAGCAAAUGAAAAAGUUAAAGCAGACAACACCAAAGAGCAGGGGCGUACAUAUUCAUUAGAUAUUGCUGAAAAUUGUGAGCCUUUAGAAGAUAAACAGAAUGAUGAAGCAUCCGUGGAAGCUAUCGAAACUCAUACAGAAAACAAAUUGAAAUUACGUGGAAGAAAAUCAAUUGAUACAGAAGAAAUAAUUACAGAAACUGUUGCACAAAUAGAAAUUGUGGCUGAAGAACCAAGCCACCUUCAGCAACCAAAGCGUCGUGGCAGGAAAGCAACAGUGGAAAUCGAUGAAAAGAAAUUGGAAGAAACUAUUGCGAAAGAAACGGUCACUCAUGAAGAGAUACCUGAGCAGCGGUCUAAAUCAAAUCGGCGUGGAAGAAAACCAACAGUCGAGACGGAAGAAAAAGAUGCAGAGAAGACUGUACAGCAAAUUGAUAAUGAAAGUAAAAAACAAAAGUUGGCAGAGUCAAGUCAUCCCAUUAGAUCAACACGUCGUGGAAGAAAAUCAGUUGAUGCUGAGGAAAACAAACAUCAGGAUACAGUCGAAGAUGCUACUAUAAAACAUACCGAAGUUAAAUCUGAUGAACAAAAUGAACUAAACAAACCGAAGCGUCGGGCAAACAAAGAAGCAGUAAAAACUAUAGCGGUUGAGAAGAAAAUAGAAGAGUCAACUGCGGAAGAAACUGUUGAUGCUGAGGAUAAGCAGCCUAACAUAGUUCCAGAAGAAGAUAAUGAACAUAUAGAAACGAAGUCUGAGGAACAGAGCGAUCAACCUAAAUCGAAGCGUCGACCAAGAAAAGCAACGGUUGAUCAAACUGAAUCGACAGAGAAGAAACUCGAGGAAACAGUUGAUAAGAUUGUUGAUAAGCCUAAAUCAAAACGUGGAAGGAAACCUACACAUGAUGACAGUAAAGAACACGCAGAGGACAAAUCGGAAGAAGAAAAUGCGGCGAAAGCAAAAGACCUGCAUAAGCCUAGAACGAGACGCGGCCAAAAGGUAACGACAACAGAACUUGAAUCAAAGGAAACCCCGGAACAAGAGAAACUUGUUGAAGACACAAGUGAAUUGGACAGACCUAUUGUACAUGAUGAAACCCCCACUACGACUGUUGAAGAAAUGGCAGAGAAGACAUCAACAGACACUGAGAAGCCAAAGCGACGUGGACGUAAGCCAUCCGCUGAAGUUGUUGCCGUCGAAGUGUUUGAGCCCGUGAAGCCCAAUGAAGAGCCUAUCAAAGAGAAACCCAAGCGGCGAGGACGCAAAGCAUCUGCAGAGGAAACACAUGAACUGCCCGAGCGCAAAACGACGCGAAAUACUCGGAAGGCUUCUGCGGAAACUGUGGAGCAACACGAGCCAGCCAAGGAAGCCAUGGACAUUAUUGAAGAAGCUGAGGAACCAUUGUCGAAGAUUCUGCGCGUGGAAGAACCAGCUGCAUCAACAACGCCCAUAAUCCGAAGACGUGGUCGCCGCCAAUCUGUUAAUGCAGAGGAUGCUCCGCCACAAGACGUGGUUGUGGCAACCAGCUCGCGACGUGGACGCAAAGCCACAACUGAUACAGAGACGCCAGCUGAGCCUGCUGAGGUGAAGCCAAAACGACGCGGUCGCAAGCCGUCUGCCGAUGAAACUCACACGGACGACGCGGAGCCAGCUAAGAAACUAGCUAAACGUGGUCGCAAACCCAGCGCUGAAGUGGAGCAUCAUGACUCAGAUGCAACGGAACCUGCAGUGGAGAAGAAGACGGCCACGCGACGAGUCCGCAAGGCUUCAGUUCAAAUGGAUACACCUACAUUGGCGAAGAAAGCAACUGCACGACGUGGACGCAAAGCGUCCGUGGCUGAGGAACAACUGGAGGUGCCCAAGGACCUGCCGGAAUCGUCUGCAGUUGUUGUGGCUGCAUCAUCACCACGACCACAGCCACCUAGCUCAGAGGAUGAACUGACCCCGCGCCGUCGCGAAGGACGGAAUUUGCCGCGCAAAAAUUAUGAUGAAACAUCGGAUGAGGAUAAGCGGGGCUCCACGUCGUCGCCGCGUCGUGCACGUAAGCCAGCAGCUAGCAAAGCGGCCAGUAAAGCAGCUGGUGCCGUAACACCACCCGUAGCGAAGCCCACCACUCCAAUCCCAACCACCAAGCAGGAGACGAUUGUCGAGUCCACAGUGGAGCCUUUGGUACCCCAUACGCCGACUGGGCCGCCUGUUGUACUGCCAGAGCCAACUAGCUCUCAGCGACGUGAAGGGCGUAAUGUGCCGCGCAAGAACUAUAAUGAGACCUCGGAUGAUGACAAACCAGGCACCUCGCGUGCACGUCGGGUUCGACAGCCAACGGUCAAGGCCUUGGAGCUACUAGUCGAUACAGCAGCAGCUGCGCAACGUCCCAUAACGCCAAGGCGGCGCAAGGCCAAAGAUGACGGCGAUCAGCCGCCAGAGAAGAAACCCUUAACAGACCAAGGAACGCCUAUUACGGCUACCAAAUCGCGGGCUGGAGGUCGUCGUAAAGCUCCCGAUCCAGCUGAUGUAGCAGAGGUUGUCUCCGUUGCCCUGUCAACUGGCAAACGCGGUGCACGCAGCCGCAGGGACAGUGCCGCCAGUAAUCAGCACGAAGAACAGGUGGAACAGGAAUUGGCGCCUGAGCCGGAGGUGGAGCCUAAACAGACAACUAAGCGCAAUGCACGCGGCAAAGGUAAAGCUGCGGUAGCUGAAGAGGAGGCGACAGAUGAGCCGGUUACCAAAAAGCCGCGGGGCAAGACGCCGAUCUUGGUCACGCAUGUGGAAGUGGUACCAACAGAAGAAUCGACCGCCAAGCGAGCGCCUGCUUCGCGUGGCCGUGCCGCACGAACCGUAAAAGCCGUCGAGGAUAAUGUGGAUGGUGCGCCAGAGACGACGGCGCCAGCACGCGCCGGACGCGGUCGCAAGGUACACUUCGAGGCGACGGAGGAGGCAACGACUGCAGCGAGCGCAGCAGCGCAGGCAGAGGCGCCCACACGUUCGACACGGUCUCGCCGCAAAUAGAUUCCAUUACCUAAAUAUUUUAAAUUUUAAACUCUUUUUUUAUGUUUAUUGUUUAUGCCUCCUGUGUACAAAAAAGGUUUACAGCAUGGUAAUAUAUAUGUAACUACGUAUUGUUAAUUUUUAAGU